UCUUCGCACCCUCGAUGGACAUUCUCACUGUGGUCUCUAUCUGCCUUGCUUGUAGCGUCAUCUUGUAUGCCUUCUAUAAACGGAUCACCAGGAGAAUUUUGCUAAGCGAGGUUCCUGGACCUGAACCGGGAUCAUUUUGGUUAGGCAACCUCCCCCAAGUGCUUCAAAGUGAAGUUGGCGAGGUAGACUGGCGAUGGCAGGAGCAAUUCGGCGGAAUUGUACACAUGAAGGGUUCUUUCGGUGAUGAUCGUCUUUGGGUUUCCGAUCCGAAGGCUUUGCAGUAUAUAUAUCAGACGUCAGGCUACAAUUUCCCUAAACAGCCUGAACGCCGCGUUCUCAGCCGUCUGCUGUCUGGCGAAGGUAUCUUAUGGGCAGAUGGGGAGGUUCAUAAACGGCACAGGAAGGCCAUGCUACCAGCUUUUGGUCAAGCCGAAGCAAGAGCUCUAGUGCCCAUCUUUAAUCGCUGUGCUGCAGCAAUAACCCAAAAAUGGAGAGAUCGUUUGUUAGAUACGCCUGAAGGAAGUGUUGAUUUGAAUGUGGCGCUGUGGUUGAGUAGUGCUGCAUUGGACGCUAUCGGCGAAGCUGGGUUCGAUUACAAAUUUGGAUGUUUGGACGAUCUUGACAAUGAUCUCCUGCGCGGUUACCGUAAACUCAUGACACAAGGCGCACCGCCGCCGUCUGAUGGUAGAAUCCUCUUUUUGGAGAUCUCACAUUACAUUCCUAUGUGGAUACUGGACUUCAUUUACGACCAUUUUCCCUCACCCUCGUUACAAGUUCUUCGAGAUCAUCGAGUAGUUGCCCGGAAGGUCGCACAAGAACUUAUCGAUGCACAGUCGGACACAGAUCCGGCAGAGACGAACGGUAACAAAGAUGUCAUGAGCAUACUUAUUCGGGCAAACAAAUCCCUCAAUGAAAAGAUGCGGCUGACUGACGAUGAGAUAAUUGACCAGAUGAGAGUCAUUCUUCUUGCUGGCCACGAGACCACAGGCAAUACUCUCGCAUGGGCUCUAAUGGAACUUGCAAAGAAUCCUUCUAUACAAAAUCGUCUUCGUUCUGAGGUGCAUUCUAUGCAAGCUGCUAUACAUGCUCGAGGAGAUAGGGAGUUGACAGCGUCGGAUUUUGAGUCGAUGCCCUAUACCACUGCAGUCGUGAAGGAGGUUCUACGAAUGUACCCAGCUUCAUUUCAUCAACAUCGUCAGGCUGCUAAUAAUGACGUGCUGCCGGUAUCAAAACCAAUAACCCUCAAGUCUGGCCGCAUCGUGUCUGAAAUUCCGAUUCCAAGGGGCACGAAAGUGCUUUUAUCUGUUACCGCUUACAACCGGAAUAAGGACGUGUGGGGAGAAGACGCACAUGUUUUCAAUCCUGAUAGAUGGUUAGAUGAUGACACCACAAAGCGAGCAACGAAUGCGGGUGUGUAUAGCAACCUGUUAACUUUCGCUGGCGGUGUCCGAGGUUGUAUUGGAUGGCGGUUUGCGCUUAACGAACUUCACGCAUUCCUCGCCGAGCUAGUUGCCAACUUUGAGUUUGCACGCACCCCGGAGCUUGACCGAUUACACAAGGUGGCGUGCCUUGCAAUGACCCCUAACCUAGACGGAGACCUGAGCAAAGGUGCCCAGAUGCCAUUGAGAGUAUCCUUAGCUUCCCGUGAAUAAAGUUUUACUAAAGCCACUUAUAGUCUGUACAUUACAACAUGAUGAUUUCACGAGCCUAAACGACCACCUAGCAGUUUGAUG
This is a messenger RNA of Somion occarium, 1733 nucleotides long. NCBI's taxonomy places the organism in Eukaryota, Fungi, Basidiomycota, Agaricomycetes, Polyporales, Cerrenaceae. The record is from the annotation of a GenBank genome assembly.